Messenger RNA from Platichthys flesus (European flounder), 1132 nucleotides. RefSeq lists its product as uncharacterized. The transcript has 4 exons. Lineage: Eukaryota; Metazoa; Chordata; Actinopteri; Pleuronectiformes; Pleuronectidae. Gene Ontology annotation, biological process: sterol biosynthetic process. The record is from RefSeq and is a predicted model, not a curated record. Bases 141 to 773 code for a protein of 210 amino acids. Gene Ontology annotation, molecular function: sterol 24-C-methyltransferase activity. Gene Ontology annotation, cellular component: endoplasmic reticulum.
AAAAGGUGCGAUCUGAUACGAGAGAAAUAGUCUGAGGCUUUUAGACACUUCAGGCUUUCCGUACUUCUCCUUUGAGUUCCAGCAAAACAUACACACUCGAGUCAGGAGCGCGUGAAGUGAAAACACGCAAGGACCAAGUGAUGUGGCCUGAAAAAGUGGGACAACAGCUGCGUCGGCCAACCCGAUCGGUGGCAGGGUGGCUGGUCAGUAAGUUCUUUAAAGUGAAAAACCAAUUCCUUGAGGAGAACGCCGUGCAGCUGUGUGGGAUCCAACCUGCGGACACCGUGCUGGAAGUGGGCCAUGGCCCAGGUCUGGGUCUGCAGUCUGCAGCUGAACUGCUCACAGAGCCAACGGGACGUCUUAUUGGGGUGGAUUACUCCGAGUACAUGCACAAGAUGGCAAGUGAGCGAGUGAAGGAACUGGUGGCGAGUGGGAAAGUGACACUGCACCACUGCAGUGUAGAAGCAAUGCCUCUCGCAGACAGCACAGUGGAUAAAGUAUUUCACUGUAACUGCUAUUACUUUUGGCCUGACCUCCGGAAGGGAGCCACUGAGAUACACCGGGUAAUGAAAGCAGGGGGCCUGAUGGUGACCACGCUGAAGCUGUCCGCUGUGUCUAAGGUGGUAAGAAAGCAGAUGAUUCCCGAUGAGAACUGGCACCCGGACACUUACAUGGCGGCUCUGAGAGACUCUGGCUUCACUGAUGUCAGGAUGGAAGACAAACCGUACAAAAACAUCACUUUUCAGGCCAUCUUCGCGACGGCCAAGAAGUGAGAUGUCUAGAGAUAGAGAUUACGCUCCUUUGCAUUUUUCUUUUCCUAAACUGAGUUAUCAUAAUAAACAGAUACAUAAUCAGAACUGUAUCUACUUUGUUAAUUACACUCAGAAAUACACUAUAUAUUAUUUUGUAUGAAAACUGCAGAAUGUGGUUGUAACAUCUACAACUAUAAACAUACUAGCGGAUAUCAACAUAAAUUCCAAUGUAGCAAAUGUAUGCAAAGUCAAUAAUCCAACUGAUGUUAAAUGUCUGUAUAUGUGUGAACCAAACACUGUAAUAAUUAUUCAUGUAUUGUUUUGUAAGAAAAAAAAUACACAACAUUUAACAAUAAAUGACUAUUUCUGGAUGGUUAAAA